AUGAUUAAGAAUUUUAUAAUAAAGUUUUAAUCAUAAACUGACACCUCCCAAAUGUAAAGUUUAAGUUUGUUCAUAUAAAAUAUAAAUACUAAUUGGUAAACUAUUUGUAAUUUACCAGAUUUAUUGGAAUUUGCUGAAUUAAUCUAAUACAAACAAGAUUAAUUGAUGAAAAAUAAAUUUGAACAAAUUUAUGAUGAUUAAAAUUUUAGUUUUAAGAAUGAAAUAGCAAAUGAAAUAAAUGAUAAAAUUCGCAGUAACCCUGUAAAAAACUUGACCUUUUUUAAUAAAAUUUAAGAUGAAAAAAAUGAAGAUCUUAGAAUAAGGUUUAGCUAAAUUGAACAAGAUAUAUAAGAUAAACUACUAGCAUUUAAAUAAGAUAAACAAAUUUAAAAGAAGAUUUACUUGAAAUAUUUAAAGCAAUUAAGCCAACGUAUAAAUAGUUCCUUAAAAGAUUCAGAAGUAAUCGUAUUUGAAGAAAUAAAAAAUAUUGAAAGAGAGUAUCAAAACAAAAGGGGAUUUAAGUCACUUGAUGACUUUAUUCUUGGAAUUAGCAAAGAUCCAGAUUAAUUAGCUUAAUUCAAAGAAAAUGAGGGUGAAAUUAAAGCUGCAUUUAAUAAAUUAUGGGGGGAUAUUACAAGAGAAUCAGAGCAAAAGCAAAGUGAAAUAUUACAAGAAUAUUCUACCAAGCAAUAUUAAUGCAUUUCUUCUUCAUUCAAUGAAUACAAAUUAAACACAUAAAAUGAAUAAUUAUAUAUAACCUCAUUUCUUGAGAAUAUUAAUAAUAAUUCCCCUUUUCGAUAAGAUUUCGAUGAAAGAAUGUAAAUUUAUAAUAUUUUUGAAAAAGAAUUAAAAAGUUAGGUUUAAUUUCGACCAAUUUUUAACACAAAAGAAACAAUGAGAUAUGGAGAGGUAUUCCUUUAAAAUUUAGAAGAUCGGAUGAAAAGACCUAAUACUAAAUAUGAUGUAAUGGAUAUCAAAAAUUAUUACUAAUUUUAAAUCAAAGUUUAUUAUGUUGAAAAAAAAACUUUGGAUGAUUACAUUAAAAAAGAUAAAAAAGAUAAAAAAGAGGGAUUAAUUAUUGAUUUAAUAAAAAUAUUAGAAAGAUCUGAAAAUAAUCAAAAUUAACCAAAAGGGAAACAAAAAUAAUAGUAAGCAGAUUAAUAUUUAUACUAAUGUUUGGAUGUAAAUUCAUUUGGUUAAUAAUAUGAGAGUGUCAAUUCUCAAUUUUAGUAAUAUGAGAAUGUAAAUCCUCAUAUUUAAUAAUAAUUUAAUGUCAAUACUCAGAAUUAAUAAUAUAUGAAUGUCAACACUCAGGUUUAAAAAUUAUUGCUACUAUUGGACAUAUUCAAAAUCAAAUAUGAUUCAAAACUUAGGAUAGAUUUAGUAGAGACAAUACAGGAUCCUUAAUGGUGGAAAAUUUGGUCUAGUUAUAAUAAGUAAGUGAUAAAUGCUUUUGAAAAAUUUUAAGAGUCUUUUAAAGAGUUCAAAAAAUAAAAGUAACCCUUAAUGGAUUUUACAAACGACACAUUUAUAAAAAAUAUUAAAGAAUACAAUAAAGGAUUAGAAUUAAAGACUGGUUAAUAUAUUUUUUCUGCAUUAAAAGAAUUAGAGGAAUUUAUUUAAAAUUUUGAACAUAUAAUAAUUUAUAGGGAUAUGACAAUAAUUCCUAAUUCUUCUAGAUAUAAGUAAUUAGAAUCCAGUUUAAAAUACAUUUAGAGAAAGGAAAGUAGUUUUUAGGAGAUUUUUAGACUUAAUUUUAUAAAUUGGUUUUAAACAGCAAUGUUUGAAGAGAACUAAAAAUUAUAGUAAAAUGAAAAUUGCUAAUAGAAUGGGUUUUCAAAAUUUCAGUAGAUUAAUAGUUGGUAAAUGAUGUAUUUCUCAAUUUAUGAUGCAAUUAAAUCAGAAAUGACAAAGGCUCAUCAAGAAAAUGAUAAAAAGGACAACUCAGAUAGUGAGGAGAUAUCUUAAUAAAACACAAGUUUGAUAAAAAUUAUUAUGUCUAAAAUAGAGCAAGAAAUAAUAAAUUAUAAUAAGAGCUUUGCCAAUUUUGGCAUAAUAUUAAGUGGAAUUGGUGAGAGAUGCAUAUAUUAUUAUUCCAUGUUAAUAAUUUGGCGAUUUACAUGCUACAAAAAAGGAAAAGGAGUUUAAGAAAGUAUAUAAAAAUUUGAGAGUCUAAAAGAAAAUUAAUUAUAGAAAUUUAUUGCUGAUAUUAAAUAAAAUAAGACUGAAUAAAGUAAGCUAAAAGCUGAGGCUUUUAUUUGUAAUUUUUAUAAAAGUUAUAUCUAAUAUUUUUAUAGAGAUAAUUAAACAACUUUUGGUACUGAAAUAAAAAAUAAAAACAAAAUGACAAGCACAGAAUUAAUUAAGCUUUUAGACAAGACUAUUUUAGAAGAUUAUUAAAAAGACAAUUAAUUAAAAAAAUAUUCAGAUGAACAAAUAGUAUAAUAUAUAACUGAUUAAACUUAAUUUAUUGAAAAUUAUGUUAAGAAUGAAGUUGACAAGAUAGAAGUUGAAAUUAAAGAUUUGUUUGAAAAUAGAUUAAGAAAAAACCUAAACUCAAUUUUAGAAAAAAUUAAUGCUAAUGUAUAAUAAUUAAGAUCUCACACUGAUAUUCAAAAUCCUCCCAUAAAAUCAAAAGAGUAUUUUGUAAAUAAUGAGAAUGAUAAUAGUAAUGAUGAAUUUUAUGAAAGUAAACUUUUUGAUUUGAUAAUAUCAUGCCUACUAGGUGGAUAAUAAAAAAUGAGUAAAUUUUAGAUUUAGAAAGAGUACGAAGAAAUUUUUUCUAUUGAUUCUUAUUAAAAGAUAGAAGUUAAUAUUUUUGAUAAAUCUAAAUUUUAAGAAUCAGAAUUAUAAAUAUAACUUUUACAGCCUUUUGCAACUGAAUUAUCAAAAUAGUUAAAUAUUCAUAUUUAAAAAGCAAAGAAUGAAAGUUUAUCUUUGGAAAAAUUUAAUAGUUAUUAAGAACUAUAAACUAUAAAAUUAAAUAUGAUUGGCUGUCGUCAUACUUGUCCUAUGUGCAAGCGUAAAUGUGAUUAAUCUUAUUCAAAUGACCAUAAACAUAAAUGCUCAAAUGGUCAUUAACUUAGAGGUAUCUAUUAUUUUAUAUUGUUAAGGGAUGAAUGGAGUUUUAAUUGAAAAUACUCCUUCUUUAUUCACUUGUGAUGAAAUGGAUGAUGAAUGCCUAAUUGAAACUCUAGAAACAAAAGUAAGAAAAAAAUGGAAAGAUAUAAGAAAAAUAUAUGAUGAUUGGAUAUUUAAAGGUCUUGAUGAAACAGAUUAAUAAACUAUUAAAGAAAAGAUGAUGAAAGUAUGGAAUUAAGGGACUGGGUAAAUGAUAUGUUAAUAACUAAAAACAUUGUUAAAAAAAGACAUCAAAUUUGUUCUAAAAAAUAAUUUUUAAGAUGUAAUUAGGUAGCCCAAAAUUCAUUAUAUUUUUAUGCUUGAUGAUUCUGGGUCUAUGAGAGGAAAACGUUGGGAAUAUGCAAAAUCUGGUUGUUUAGGUUGCAUGCUAGAAAUAUAGAAAAAUUUAAAUGCAAGAGUCAGCGUUAUUAUUUUUAACUCAUAUGCUAGAACUGUUAUCAAUUGUGAAAGUGUAAAUCUGGUUGAAAUGGAGAAAAAAAUAUAAUUGAGUGGUGGGGGUACCGAUUUUGGGAGAGCAUUUUAAGAAACAUUUAAUUUAAUUAUCCAGCACUAAAAUGAGGCAUUUGAAAAGUAAAUAUUUAGAAAUAUAUAGAACUGAAAUAUUAUUUUAUACUGAUGGUGAAGCAGCUUAUCCACAAUAAAUUAAACAAUUUAAAGAACUUCCAGAGCAUUAAAAAGCUAGAAUAUUUCUUCAUUGUAGUAGCGAAGAAUCAAAUGCCACAACAUUAUAAAUGAUUGUAAAUGAAUUGAAUGCUUGCCUAAUUAAAUCUGAGUUGAAAUAAAAGUUUUAAGUAACAGAACUUUAAAAGACUUGGGCUGAGAUCGUAAGUAGAGAAUACCAUAACCUAAAGGGUUGA
This is a messenger RNA of Paramecium primaurelia, 3998 nucleotides long. NCBI's taxonomy places the organism in Eukaryota, Ciliophora, Oligohymenophorea, Peniculida, Parameciidae. The record is from the annotation of a GenBank genome assembly.